AUGCAAAUGUUUCCUGUGAUUUCCAUUCUCCUUAUUUCAGUAAUUUGCUGCACAUAUUGUGAUUCCGUGGAUAAUUUAAAUGUACUAAAUGGAUUACUAAAGCUUAACAAGUUUUUUGUCUGUGAACCUAACCAUCUAUUGGGAUUAUGGAAUUCUAUACUUUAUAAAACUGUUGUAGUUCCUGCCAAAAUUAUUGCGAAAGUGGCCAGAGUAGUUAGCUGCCUUGUAAUCACGUUUAAUGGCCAAUUCCGGUCAAUUAGUGCCACCGGAAACACUCAUGAACAAAGUGGACAGGACAACACUUUACACAGAGGCAAUAAGACCUUUAAAUUAAAGAAACUUAAAAAGUUGGGUAAAAUGCAUUAUUUUUGGAAACCAGUUAGUUGCUUUAGAAACUUUACUUUAGCUCUUUGUCUCUCGCAUUCGACAAGAGAAAAACAGAUUAAAGCAAUUGAUAUAUAG
Messenger RNA from Echinococcus granulosus, 462 nucleotides. RefSeq lists its product as hypothetical. Bases 1 to 462 code for a protein of 153 amino acids. Lineage: Eukaryota; Metazoa; Platyhelminthes; Cestoda; Cyclophyllidea; Taeniidae. The transcript is spliced from 4 exons. The record is from RefSeq and is a predicted model, not a curated record.